AAGAACCCGAAGCUAUACAUGAGGGACAUAAUGCUCGUGUAGCGGGGAUGGGAAAGAUGCUACUUGUGUAAUUACUGGGCGCCAUUUGUAGAUAGGUAUUGGCGAUAAUAUCUUUCAGAUGGUAAGUGCCGCAAUGCAACACGAGGGAGAUAUACUAGUGGCGAAGAGGACGCAAUCUAAUCCAGGGGUCUGCUGCAGUAUCCCCUCUGUUGGUGAUUUCUGACACCACCAUCGUCGAGACAUCUCGUGCCGAAGAAGCACCGAGGAAAUAUCCGGGUUUUUUUUUAUUCACGGAAUAUACCUGUUCGGCGACUUGUCACUAAAGGGUUCCAACUACAGGGAUAGCGAGUUAUCUCUCUUGGAUAUACCUUUUUUUUCUUCUCCUGAAGAAGACUGAUUUGACUAAGGGGGUUGGGAAUGUACCCCGCGUAUGUGGAGUCUGUCCGUAGGUGAAGUGAAAUAAUAAUCACAGACUAGGCGAUAUUAUUGAACCAGAGAGGAGGAAACUUUUUUGUUCCGUCAACCAUGACGGAGCAGAUAAUUACCUUGACAGACGAACAAAUAGCAGAGUUUAAAGAGGCCUUCUCGUUAUUUGACAAAGAUGGCGACGGGACCAUCACGACCAGCGAACUCGGAACUGUCAUGCGCAGUCUGGGUCAAAAUCCGACGGAAGCCGAGCUACAGGACAUGAUAAACGAAGUGGACGCUGAUGGCAAUGGUACGAUAGACUUCGAGGAGUUCCUUUUAAUGAUGGCCAGAAAAAUGAAAGACACAGAUAGUGAGGAGGAACUUCGGGAGGCUUUCCGAGUGUUCGAUAAAGACGGUAACGGUUUUAUCAGUGCAGCCGAACUCCGCCAUGUCAUGACCAAUUUAGGGGAAAAGUUGACAGAUGAAGAAGUGGAUGAAAUGAUUCGAGAGGCCGAUCUCGACGGUGACGGCAUGGUGAACUAUGAAGAAUUCGUUACGAUGAUGACGGCCAAAUAGCAUGGCAGGAUUGGUUUGUGAAUGACGAAGAAAUUCGGAUGUUAUUUGUAUAUUUGUCUACAGAAGACCUUGAAUAUUUGCAUUGAAACCGAACACGUGAUUAUUUUAUUUUAUUUUUUUUCAGUGUUGUAUAUUUGUUUAAAAUGUUCGAAACUUGUAAGAUCUGUCUUUUGUGUACAUUCUGACGUUGCAUUUGUAAACAAUAAAGUCGCAUUAACCAU
This is a messenger RNA of Magallana angulata, 1205 nucleotides long. Its product is annotated as calmodulin-A-like. The coding region runs from base 526 to 984 and encodes 152 amino acids. Gene Ontology annotation, molecular function: enzyme regulator activity; calcium ion binding. Lineage: Eukaryota; Metazoa; Mollusca; Bivalvia; Ostreida; Ostreidae. The transcript has 5 exons. The record is from RefSeq and is a predicted model, not a curated record.